Didymodactylos carnosus is the source of this 237-nucleotide messenger RNA. The record is from the annotation of a GenBank genome assembly. NCBI's taxonomy places the organism in Eukaryota, Metazoa, Rotifera, Eurotatoria, Philodinida, Philodinidae.
AUGUUUAUUCAUGAUAAUCUUCAUAUUGAUAUACCUGAUGGAACAAUUGAUUCUAUAUGGCGAUUUACAUCCGGUACCACUCUAUCCGACAAUCGUGUGCGUAUUAUUGAUGUUAGUUUUAAUGAUUUAUUAAUACGUUCAUCGAUAUUAUCUAAAUCAUCGUCUCUUCGUAAUUCUUCUAAUGAUAAUAUCAAACGUGUAUUUAUUGGUAAACAUUUAACAAAACAACAAAUUUGA